CCCGAAAUCCUCAUCUUUCCCCUAAAAUCCCUAAUUUCCCCCCUUGAAACCCCCAACAUCACAAACAUACUGUCCUAAAGAAGAAUCGUUUGGCAAACCCAUUGUAGCAGACCAUGUAUUUCAGCAGGGAGAUCCCAUUCUGGAGACAAAGAAGAAAACAAAAGAUCAAAGGUACGAAGAUCCUCAUCAUGGUGAGGGGAAAAGCACAAAUGAUGCGCAUAGAGAACGAUACGAGCAGCAAUCAGCAAACUAUAGAACGUUAUAGGCGGCAUACAAAGGAUAACGAAACCAAUAAGCCAAUUGAACAAAACCUGCAGCAUCUAAAGGCUGAAUCAGCAAACAUGUUGAAGACAGUAGAGGAUCUUGAAGUUUCAAGAAGGUAUUGGUCUUUUUACAAGAUUCAACCCCGCCACCAAAAUAUAUAUUGGGGUUAAAAUAUAAGGUAAGUCCAUGUACUCUUAAAAAUUUUGAUCCAUCUUUCUGCUAUGCAGCAAUAAGCUCCAGUUGCAGGCUUUUUGGCAUAUGUAGAAUUAUCUCGGCACUCACAAAUGCUUUUGCUUGCCAAGGAUGUUUCUGGCCUACUUAGAUGAACAAUGCUUAUUUGUUUUUUUGUUUUCUUUUAACUAUAAAUGAUAAGAAUGGAGUCUUAAUGACAAUUAUUAUCAAUGAUCUUUUACCCA
This is a messenger RNA of Gossypium raimondii (Peruvian cotton), 680 nucleotides long. RefSeq names its product MADS-box protein SOC1-like. The transcript has 5 exons. Bases 114 to 434 code for a protein of 106 amino acids. The record is from RefSeq and is a predicted model, not a curated record. Lineage: Eukaryota; Viridiplantae; Streptophyta; Magnoliopsida; Malvales; Malvaceae.